Molecule: messenger RNA, 621 nt
Organism: Cyphellophora attinorum
Lineage: Eukaryota; Fungi; Ascomycota; Eurotiomycetes; Chaetothyriales; Cyphellophoraceae
Product: Polyadenylate-binding protein 2
Exons: 4
Coding region: 1-621 (206 amino acids)
Molecular function (GO): RNA binding
Source: RefSeq, a predicted model, not a curated record
AUGUCUGAAGAGGCGGAACCCAGAGUUGCGGACGAGCACGAGAAGAAGGAUGUCGGUGACGGCGCCGAAGUUGACGAAGAUGAGAUCGCAGCCAUGAAGCGGCGCGUUGCCGAGAUGGAGUCUGAAGCCGCCAAAUUACGAGAGAUGCAAAAAGACCUUGAGCACGGUCCAGGAGAGGGCAUGCGCGAGGACAGAGAAGACGUUGAUGCUCGCAGUAUCUUCGUCGGCAACGUCGACUACGGCGCCACACCAGAAGAGAUUCAGUCACAUUUCAACACCGGUCCCGGCACAAUAAACCGCGUCACGAUACUGCUGGACAAGUUCACCGGUCAUCCCAAAGGCUUCUGCUACGUGGAGUUUUCUGACCCGAGUCUCGUGGCCGAAGCACUGGUGUUGAACGAAUCGACGUUUAGAGGCCGGGUAUUGAAGGUCGUCCCAAAGCGCACCAAUCUGCCAGGUAUGAGUCGUGGAGGCCGAGGCGGACGAGGCGGUCCGCCUCGAGGGCGCGGAGGAGGGUUCGGCGGUCCUCGUGGUGGCGGCGGCUUUGGUGCUCCCAGAGGAGCGCGCGGUUCAUUCAGAGGUGGUGGUCGUGGUGCUCCGCGAGGAUAUUCACCUUAUUGA